This is a messenger RNA of Phymastichus coffea, 3344 nucleotides long. It is a transcript of the gene eys, whose product is annotated as protein eyes shut. The record is from RefSeq and is a predicted model, not a curated record. Lineage: Eukaryota; Metazoa; Arthropoda; Insecta; Hymenoptera; Eulophidae. Gene Ontology annotation, molecular function: calcium ion binding. Gene Ontology annotation, cellular component: protein-containing complex; plasma membrane. Gene Ontology annotation, biological process: establishment or maintenance of epithelial cell apical/basal polarity; heterophilic cell-cell adhesion. Bases 152 to 3286 code for a protein of 1044 amino acids. The transcript has 12 exons.
ACAGAGCGCCGACGCCGAGCGGCCUCCGCGAGUUUGUGUCGCCGGUCGUCGCCAUGACGACCGAGGAACGCAGGCCCGAGCCAGCGCGUCCGCAUAGCCACUCAGCCGGCGUCCUUGUGCAGCGCAGCUCGUCGACGACCAUUCGCGGAAUAUGCCGAGAUCGCCCGGAGGCAAGCGUGGGACCGGCGCGGCGCUGGCGGUGCUCGCACUGGCGACGGCGGCGGCGGCGGCGCUGUCGGACUCGCACUGCGGGAGCAGCCCCUGCAUGUACGGCAUCUGCGUGGACGUGGAGGAGGCGCUCAGCAGCUCCUACCGGUGCUACUGCAUCGACGGCUACACGGGGUCCAACUGCGAGACCAACUGGGACGAGUGCUGGUCGCAGCCCUGCCUGAACGGGGGUACCUGCCACGACGCCGUGGCGGCCUACAACUGCAGCUGCCCGGAGGGUUUCGUGGGUCUCAACUGCGAGCAGCGCUACAGCCAGUGCUCGAGCCAGCCGUGCCAGAACAACGCCACGUGCUCGGAGCGCGACCACGCGGGCGUCAGCUGCCAGUGCCUGGAGGGCUUCUCGGGCGAGUUCUGCCAGAUCGACGAGGCGGUGUGCAACGCCAGCGUGUGCCAGAACGCGGGCGAAUGCUCGGAGGGCCCGGGGCUGAGCUUCUCGUGCCGCUGCGCCGACGGCUGGCUGGGAGCUCGCUGCGAGCGGGACCUGGACGAGUGCAGCCUGGCGGCGCCCUGCCGCAACGGCGGCCUCUGCAUCAACUUGCCCGGCGACUAUCAAUGCGUCUGCUUGUUCGGCUUCACCGGCAAGGACUGCGACAAGCCGCUGCUGGCUUGCCGCGAAAGCCCCUGCCUGAACGGUGCCGUCUGCCUGCUCGAGGACGGCCGUCCGGUCUGCUACUGCGUGCCAGACUUCCACGGCCCGCUGUGCGAGCUGCGCUACGAUGACUGCCAGUCCAAGUCCGCGCACUGCCAGAACGGCGGCAGCUGCAUCGACGGCGUCGAUAGCUUCAGCUGCUCGUGCCCGCCGCCUUUUGUGGGCGACAACUGCGCCAGCGUGUCCGAGGAGCCGGCCGCCGAGGGCACGUCCGCUGCGGGCCUCCCACCCAGCGCCACCUCCGCGCCCCUCGGCCCGUCGUCCACGGAGCUGGCCGUAGAGAUCGGCGCCGGGGGCGAGCAGCCGCUCGAGACCACGAGCGGUCCGGCCCCCGACCGAGGUGCCACCGAGGCGCGCACGGAGCCCGAGCCGGCGACCGAGCCCGGGAUCGACGCGGGCCUGGACCCGGACCUUGACUCGAGCCCCGAGCCAGCCGGCGUGACCACGACCGGGGCCACCACGGUUGCGUCCGAGCCCGGCACCGAGUCGACCUCCGGGACGAGCGCGAGCGGCGAGCGGCCCGAGGACGCGGACGUCGCCGAGACCACGCUCUCCGCCGCCGCCAGCACGAGCGCUGCCGGCGUGGUGACGAUGCUGCCCUCGAGCAUCCCCGGCCCGGAGCCCGAGCCGGAGGCCAGUGCGCCGCCGAGCCUGCCGCCUCCGGAGGCGGCGUCCACGCCCGCCGACGAGGACUUCACCUCGCUGCCGGACUUCCACCGAAGCACCUUCGGCAGCGAGCUCGACGCGAGCAGCACGCCACCGAGCGGCGGCACCGAGCGGCCGGGCGCGGGCCCCGGCCCCGGGCCCGCCUGCGACGUCGAGCGUUGCGCCAACGCGUCGCGCUGCCCGCAGGACGCCGCGCAGUGCGACUGCGGCCGCCCGGACGACUGCGCGCCGCGCGCCGGCCUGACCAGCGCCGCGUUCAACGGCAAGUCGUACGCCAGGCAGAGGUUCGACAUCGAGUCCGGCGAGUUGAGCGUGCGGCUGCGGCUGCGCAGCCGCGCCAGCAGCGGCAUCCUCCUGCACGCGCUGUUCGACGACGAGCGCUACGCGCUGCUCUACCUGGAGGCCGGCCAGCUCAAGUUCCAGUUCUCCUGCGGCCUGCAAACGAUGCUGUUCGGCGAGCUGGACUCGCCGCUGGGCGACGCCCGCGAGGCGGACCUCGAGAUGCGGUUCCGCUACAUCGCCGAGCGGGCAUCGGACCGCUGUUCGGCGCGGCUGCUGGUCAACGGCUCCGAGGCCAUGAGCGGCGAGCAGCUGUUGCACAGCCACGGCAGCGCGCCGCGCCUGGCCAGGCUGCACGUAGGCGGCAUCCCGCUGGCCUUCUCGCGGCAGUUCCCGCCGGUCGUGCUGGGCUUCGUCGGCUGCAUGAGCCUGCUCGAGGUCAACGGGCUCGCGCGCGACUUCGCGCGCGACUCCGUGGAGGUCGUUCAGUUGGAGGAGUGCCACUCGUUCUUGUGCCUGCCCAAUCCCUGUCGCAACUUCGGGGCCUGCCGGCAGCUGGCCGACGGCGCCGGCGUCGAGUGCAGCUGCAUCGCCGGCUACAGCGGCGAGUUCUGCGAGCGCUCGGUCUGCGACGAGGAGCCGUGCCAGCUGGGUGCCACCUGCCUCAUGAGUCCCGGCGUCAGCUUCCUGUGCGUGUGCCCGCUCGGCGCCCACGGCCUGUUCUGCGAAAGAGACGCCAGCAUCGCGCAGCCGUCCUUCUCGGUGCCGGCGCCCGGCUUCUCGUCCUACAUGGCUUACGGGCUGAGCGGCUCGCCGCGGGACGGCCUGGAGCUGGCCAUGCGCAUCGCGCCGCGCAACCCCGAGCAGAUUUCGCUGCUGGCCUACAUGGGCCAGAGUGGCCCGCGGCGCGACAGCCCCGACCACCUGGCGCUCACCUACGUGCGCGGCUACCUCAUGCUCACCUGGGACCUGGGCUCGGGGGUGCGCAGGAUCUUCACCGCCAGCCCGAUCAGCGUGCGCGCGCGCAGGGAUCACGCGUUGCGGGUCGGUCGCCGGGGCAGGGACGCCUGGCUGUACGUCGAGGGCGUGGGCAACGUGAGCGCUCGGGCGGCCGGCUCCAACACGCGCCUCGACGUCUCGCCCAUUCUCUACAUUGGGGGACACAAGGCCAAGUACUUCGACUCGCUACCGCACGACCUGCCUCUGCACAGUGGUUUCUCCGGCUGCAUAUACGACCUCGAGUUACGCACGGACGACAGCUUCCCCCCGCUUACGACGGCCAGCCCCGCCACUGGCCGCGGGGUUGGCGAGUGCCAUCGGAACGAAUGCUCGCAUCAUUCGUGCAAGAACGGCGCGGUUUGUCUCAAUUAUGGACCCACCUACAGCUGCAUUUGCAUGAAGGAUUGGCAAGGUCCCGACUGUGCAGAUCGGGUCAACUGCACCUCGUCAAACUCUUGCCAUUAACGAGUGGACAGCAACAUUUUCGUGUCUGUCACCUUCAUGUGGCAUUGGUCAUUUUCGU